Molecule: messenger RNA, 675 nt
Organism: Odobenus rosmarus divergens (Pacific walrus)
Lineage: Eukaryota; Metazoa; Chordata; Mammalia; Carnivora; Odobenidae
Gene: DNLZ
Product: DNL-type zinc finger
Exons: 3
Coding region: 82-597 (171 amino acids)
Biological process (GO): protein import into mitochondrial matrix; protein folding; protein stabilization
Cellular component (GO): mitochondrion
Molecular function (GO): zinc ion binding; protein-folding chaperone binding
Source: RefSeq, a predicted model, not a curated record
CAAGAUGGCGGCAGCACGGCUUCAGCCGCGCGGGGCGGGGCGGGGCGGGGCGGGGCGGGGCAGCCGAGGUCGGAGGGCGGGAUGCUGUGGGCUGCGCUGGGCCUCGUGCCGCCGCUACUAAGCUGCGUGCGAGCCCAGGGGCCGGGCCUGAGGUGGUUGUGGGGACGCGGGGGCGGUCCGGGGGCUGCGGAGAGAAGGCAGACCGGGGCCAGGGUCUGGGGCUGGCGGUGUUUGAGCUCGGAGCCGGGGCCCGGGGCCGCGCACUACCAGCUUGUCUACACUUGCAAGGUGUGUGGGAGCCGGUCCUCCAAGCGCAUCUCCAAACUGGCCUAUCACCGGGGAGUUGUCAUCGUUACCUGCCCCGGCUGCCAGAAGCACCACGUCAUCGCCGACAACCUGGGCUGGUUCUCAGACCUGGACGGGAAGAGGAAUAUUGAAGAAAUCCUGGCGGCCAGAGGGGAGAAGGUGUGCCGAGUGGCUGGCGAGGGGGCUCUAGAGCUGGUUUUAGAGGCUGCCGGGAACCCCAAAUCCACCACUGCUCCAGAAGGGGGUGAGGACCAGGACCCCACUCAUCCUGGCAAGAUGGAGCCCAGCUGACUCUGUCUUCUCCCUUCCAGAAGAUUCUUCGGCCCUUCUGGGCUGGCCUGUUUUCUAUCAAUAAACACAUCACUCGGA